GUUCAGCUGGCAGUAUUAGGUUGUGUGUCACUCCUAGUUACAGUAGCACAGAUAUGAUAACACAGAUUGAGACUUUGACCCUCUUGUUUAUCGAGAUCACAUGACCCAGUGCCUAGGCUUGUGGUUGCGUAAAGAGCACGCCCCUCCCAGUCCCCAUUGGUUCCUGCUCUUCUGACAAGGCUGUGUAAAUGUAGAAGUGAUCUGGGAGGAGGACCAAAGGUUCUUUGAUGGGGGGAAGAGUCCCAGCUGGUUGGGACCUCCACAGAGAACAUCUUCUCACUCCUAUCUACCUGAUCCAGAUGGAAUCUUGAUGGAAGUGAACUAACCCUCUCAGAUAUAUUGAUGAUGUUUUUCUAUUUUUCCAGGACACGCCAUGGAGAAACCCUCAAAGGAUCGUCUCACUUUAUCUCCAGGUUGUAUAAUGGAAGAUGAGGACAUCACAGGAGAUCACAUGGAGGAAUCUGGGAAAUGUUUUUCCCCAACGUCCCGUCCUUCUGAACACCAGAGAUUGCCCACCGAUGAGAAGAUACACACUUGCUCUGAGUGCGGGAAGUGUUUUCCGCGAAGAUCUGACUUUGUUUUACAUCAAAGAACUCACACGGGGGAGAAGCCGUAUUCCUGUCCUGAGUGCGGAAAAUGUUUUACCAAAAAAUCAGAGCUUGUAAAACAUCAAAUAACUCAUACGCAUGAGAAGGCGUAUUCCUGCCUUGAGUGCGGGAAAUGUUUUUCAAAAAAGAACCAUCUUAGUACACAUCAAAGGACUCACACAGGUGAAAAACCAUAUUCCUGUCCUGAGUGUGGAAAAUGUUUUACACAAAAAGCAACCAUAAUACAACAUCGAACAACUCACACGCGUGAGAAGGCAUUUUCCUGCCCUGAGUGCGGAAAAAGUUUUACACAAAAAGCAAGCCUUCUACAACAUCAAACAACUCACACGGGGGAGAAGGCGUAUUGCUGCCCCGACUGCGGGAAACGUUUUUCACAGAAUUCCCAUCUUAAAGUACAUCGGAGAGUUCACACGGGUGAAAAGCCAUUUUCCUGCCCCGAGUGCGGUAAAUGUUUUACACAGAAAGCAAGCCUUAUACAACAUCAGAGAUCUCACACGGGUGAGAAGGCGUAUUCCUGCCCUGAGUGCGGGAAAUGUUUCUCGCAGAAUUCCCAUCUGACGAUACAUCGGAGAAUUCACACGGGUGAAAGGCCGUAUCCCUGCCCUGAGUGUGGAAAAUGUUUUACACAAAAAUCAAGCCUUCUCCAACAUAAAAAAACUCACACGGGCGAGAAUACAUAUUCCUGCCCUGAGUGCGGGAAAUGUUUUGCACAGAAGCACCAUCUCAAUACACAUCAGAGAACUCACACGGGUGAAAAGCCAUACACCUGUUCUGAGUGUGGGAAAACGUUUACGCAAAAAGCCGGCCUUCUACAACAUCAAACAACUCACGCGGGUGAGAAGGCGUAUUCCUGAGUGCGGGAAAUGUUUUUAACGGAAUUCCCAUCUUAAAAUACGAAGAAUUCACGCGUGUGAAAAUCCAUAUUCCUGCCCUGAGUGCAGAUUUUUUUUUACAGAAAUCAGACCUUGUUAAACAUCAAAGAUCUCACACGGGUGAGAAGCCGUAUUCCUGUCCUCAGAGCGGGAAGUGUUUUUCAUUCAGGUGCUGUAGUAUUACACGAUUACACGUGUCCAUAAUUUGGUUAUCAUUGCUCUAGAACAGGGGUGUCCGAAUUUUUUUCAAAGAGGGCCAGAUUUGAUGAAGUGAACAUGCGUAAGGGCCGAUCA
Rana temporaria (common frog) is the source of this 1774-nucleotide messenger RNA. Its product is annotated as gastrula zinc finger protein XlCGF17.1-like. The transcript has a single exon. The coding region runs from base 374 to 1462 and encodes 362 amino acids. Gene Ontology annotation, molecular function: DNA-binding transcription factor activity, RNA polymerase II-specific; RNA polymerase II cis-regulatory region sequence-specific DNA binding. The record is from RefSeq and is a predicted model, not a curated record. Lineage: Eukaryota; Metazoa; Chordata; Amphibia; Anura; Ranidae. Gene Ontology annotation, biological process: regulation of DNA-templated transcription.